Octopus sinensis (East Asian common octopus) is the source of this 3020-nucleotide messenger RNA. RefSeq names its product transmembrane emp24 domain-containing protein 7-like. The record is from RefSeq and is a predicted model, not a curated record. The transcript has a single exon. Gene Ontology annotation, cellular component: endoplasmic reticulum-Golgi intermediate compartment; Golgi apparatus; endoplasmic reticulum. Gene Ontology annotation, biological process: Golgi organization; endoplasmic reticulum to Golgi vesicle-mediated transport; intracellular protein transport. Lineage: Eukaryota; Metazoa; Mollusca; Cephalopoda; Octopoda; Octopodidae. Bases 734 to 1435 code for a protein of 233 amino acids.
CAUCUGUUGCUAUUGCAGUAUGACUUGCCAACAGCAUAAUGAUAUCUAACAGCUAUGUGUUCGCGUGGCAAGGAAUCAAUAACAAAUGACACCAUGUAAAAUCUAUUCUAAAACCUCUCCAUUUUCUAACUUUCCACGUGGUUAAUUCCAGUUCACGUCAUUUGUUCAUUUUUUCACUCCACCUUCAAAACAAACAUGGAAUGCUAACAGUUUCUUGGCUAACAUUUUGUGGAUAACUUUACCUUUGGAGAAGAUUGUUCUUAUUCAUAGCCAGAAUAUAUCAUGGACUGAUAUAGGAAACAUAAACUACAAUUAUAAAGGAAAAACAGAAGAGAUACGAAUAGAGAGAAAUUAACAAAGAAGUAGAAAAUAGAAGAGAAUAAGCCUGAAAAUACAAGCUUUGAAUAUUAUUAAAAAAAAUUGAAAAGGAAAAAAAAUUAUACUGGUUCUUCCUGGAAGUAAUUUUCUAUCAUUCCAAAAUUUAUAAAAAGUGGUAUGUCCAUAGCCAUUUUCACCCUUUGCAUUCAAUGUUAACUGUAUUUUUGAUGGAAGAAAAACUUUAAAAGAUAUUUCCCUGUAUGUAUGUACUUGUGUGUGUGUGUAUACAUAAAUAAGCAUUUCUUUUUAUGAAUUUCAUUUUUUUAUAUGACUUAACUACUGUGAUUGUUUGAGAAAGAAUUCAAAAGUAGAAAAAGGAUAAAAUAUAAUACAAAUAAUCUUUAAAAUUUUCAAGAUGAUCAAAUAUUCUCAAAGCAAUUAUUUAAAUAUAAAUAUGUUUCAUUUAAUUGUGGCCACUUUUGUGUUGAUGUCAUCAGCAGUUAUUUAUGCAGAACAAAUCUCACUGACAAUUGAAUUAAAUGAUAAUGAUCAUUGGUGCUUUAUGCAUGAGUUUGAAAAAUCUGAACCUUAUAUGUUUACUUACAAAGUAAUCAAAGGUGGUAAUAAGGACAUUGAUGUUUCAUUAAUCUCACCAAAUGGUCGAAUCAUCUAUAAAGAAAUGCGUCGACAGGAAGAUCGCUUGAAAAUCAACAGCUCCUCUGGAGUUUAUAAAUUUUGUUUUAGUAAUGAAUUUUCUAGCUUAACACAUAAAAUUGUUUUCUUUAGUAUUCAAGCUGAAGAAAUUGAUAAUUUGGCUGUUGAAAUGGGCCAGAAAAAACCGUCAGCACCAACCUCAGCUGAAUCUUCUUGCAACAUUGUUCAUGAAAGCAUGACCAAAGUAGUUAACCAUCAAAAGAGUUACAGACUACGUGAAGCAGUCGGGCGUCACACAGCCGAAAUCUUGAACACUCAUGUUUUAUUGUGGUCACUUGGUCUGACCUCCAUUAUAUGUAUAGCUAGCAUUGGUCAAGUUUUGAUUUUGAAAACUUUUUUUACAGAAAAGUUAACUUCCUUAAAACCAGGGGACAAUCCUCAGUUUGGCUUUCCUCGACAUUGAAAAGCUUAGCUUUGUUCUUUCCUUCUUUCUUUCUUCUUGUUUUUCUUUACAAUUAUUUUAAUAUUUAGAUGAAGGAGGAAAUAAUGAAGAUACUCAGUAAGAAAACACACUUGACUGGUAAGAUGUUGACAUGUAGUGAACAUGGGAUACACAGACUGGAAGUUCAUACACAAUUUAUCAAGUAAUGCAUUGAAUUCGUCAACAGACCCUUUAGCCCUUACUUCUUACUUACCUUGUAGGAAAUCCUGUAUCAGUGUAAAUGGAAAGUUGUCUGGAUGAAAUGUCACUCAAGACAGAUAUUGAUGAGUUUUAAGUUUUGUCUCUGCUUUAUAUCAAUACAGAAUAGAAAAAAAACAAAAACAAAAUCAAUGUUGAGUAAACAACCCAAUGAAUGGCUGUAAAUUGUGAAAGGAUCUCCACUGUUUGGUUGGUAUAUAUGAUGUUAAUCUAAAUAUUAUGUCUGUUUCAAGCUGAAACAACACCUCAACAUGAAUAGCCAUGUAACAAAGUUUUGAGUAAACAAAAAAAAAACAUUAAAUAGAACAAAACCAGAAUUUUAAUUCUUUUUUUGUAAUUUUUUAACAUAUAUUACAAUAAUUUCUUCUUAACAGUUCCUAAUUUGAGUAAUGGCUUAUGACCUGAGUGUUUCAACUUGGUAGAAAUUGUAGAAUGCUUUGCCAUGCUUAAUCUCCCUCAGUCAUUCCCAGCUCAUUUGUCUUUCCUUCUCUCAUUACCCAUAUUGAGUCUACCCACCACCCAUUUCCCAACCUAGCACUCAUCUCUAUGUUGAGUGCUUUCUCUCAGAAAAUCACCUCUCAGGAAUUUCCCCAUUCCUCAUGGAAUUCCUGCAGCUAUCAACUUGUUAUUCACAAGGAACUGUGUCAAUUUCACCAUCUUCAGGGGUGGAAGGUCUGCAAUGAACAUAGGCAUAACCCUUUUCUAUAGACAAAACCUUUAAAAAACACUUUACACUUUACUUGAAAAAAAUCUCUUAAAAACUCAUUAAUUACAUUAUUUUGUCUCUUACUGAUGACAUUUAUAUAUUCAAUUAACUACUGACAUUUAUAAUGCAUCAUAAUGAAGGGGGUUAUAGAAUAAAUACAAAUAAUAUAUUGUGCAAAUUCCAUUCUGUUCCUCUUCUAGAAACACCAAUCUUGUACCCAUAUAUAAGAAAAAAAAAGAAACAGUAAUUCUAAAUGUAUGAAAUCUGAGACUUUAGAGAGAAAGAAAAUGAAAAGAAGCUGAAGGUUUUUGCCUUUUCAAAGAUGUUAUCAAUAUUUGUAAAAUGAAAUGGUUCCACUGGGAAUCCCAGUUAGUAUUGUAACUUUUUGCUUGUGAGGAACUGACAUUAUUGCUUUCCUUUUGAAAAACUGAAGUUGUAAAUGAUCAAAUACAAAAUCAUUGUAAGUUUUUAAUUUGUUAGUGACAGUUCCCACCAAAGUUAGCCCACUAGCUGAUUUAGGCUCCUAGUUGAAAUGGUUUCACUUCAUGUGUAAUACUUAUGUUUAUGCCAAUGUAAAACAAAUUAAAUAAAAUUAAGAAAAUUAUUCUUUGUUUGCAUCAGGCAAGCAGAAAUUUACUAUCA